Colias croceus (clouded yellow) is the source of this 2663-nucleotide messenger RNA. RefSeq names its product dynein regulatory complex protein 1. Lineage: Eukaryota; Metazoa; Arthropoda; Insecta; Lepidoptera; Pieridae. The coding region runs from base 144 to 2600 and encodes 818 amino acids. The record is from RefSeq and is a predicted model, not a curated record. Gene Ontology annotation, biological process: cilium-dependent cell motility; axonemal dynein complex assembly; regulation of cilium movement. The transcript has 16 exons. Gene Ontology annotation, cellular component: axonemal dynein complex; axoneme.
CAUUGUACACGUCUUAUAAAUAAAUAUGUGGUCCUCCUCUUCUUGAAACACGUCCACGCGACAUUCGAAUCACAUAUAAAAAAUCGUAUUAGGUACAUGACAUUAAUUAUUUUCUAAAGUGGAGUGGGCAGAUAGCUAAAAAUAUGGCAGGAAAAUUCGGUGGCUACGAAGACGAGGAGGAGGAUGUCUUGGCUCCUAAAGAGCCACAAGUUACUUCACAAGAUCCUAUUGAAAGAAAGGCUGCAAGAGCUCUACGUAUUAAGAAAAGACAGGAAGCUUUAAAACGAGCUGAACAGACAUCUGAGGAAACAUUCAAAGAGGAGGAGCCUGGACCCAUAGAGCAGGCAACGUCUUUAGCAGCAGAAGAACUACAGCGUUUAGCUUUAGAUGGUGCGGCUAAAGUGACUAACGUGAAAGUCACCACUGAUGAACGGGAGGUCAUUCGGCGAGCUCUCUUCUCUAAGAGAAUGUUAACAUCUGUUGGGAAAAUUGAAGCUGAAGCAAAUGAAGCCCAAAUACAAUAUGAAGCCAUUGCUGCUAACUGGGACGAAAUGCUAAAGAUAAGGGAUCCUCUGGACAUUGAUGCGGCGAUAAAAGAACAAAAACAGAGAUGUGAUGAACUAUUGGAGCAGAAGAACAAUCUCAUUGCUGACUUAAAGCUAGAACUUAAAAGAAUGGACGAGAGUUAUUAUGAAGACUUGGAAAAACAAGAUAAUGAUAUAAAAGAACUUUCGGAAAGAAUUGAGAAACAGAUAACCAUAAUGCAGAGAGCUUAUGAAAAACAAUUGGCUUUAAUUGAACACGCAAUAAAUAUAGAGCGUGAUUCAAUGGUUGAUCAUAACAACAAAAGAUGGGAAGCUCUCUACAAGCAAAGAGACAAAGAAGAAGUAGCACACAUGGAAUUUAAAUUUGAACAGCUGGAAGAUUACAAACAAGAAGUGGAGGCCAUCAUGUGGGACCACCAUGCAAAAUAUCGUGAAGCAAAAAUUGAACUUGAGUCGUUAAUUCAAGAAUUACAAAAAGAACUGGAAAAAUUAAAAGCUACUUGUCUUAUCAACACGGAGAAAAUAGGAUACAAUUAUCAAGUACUGAAAAAACGGGAAGAAGAAAACGUUUUCGUCAGAUCGCAACAAAAACGAAAACUGAAUAAAAUGUCCGAUGUCGCAAAUACUCUUCGUGCUAAAAUACGAAAGGCCGCAGAAGACGGCGCUAUCGAAGAGAUAAGAGCAGAUGCUGAGGUAGUUAAGCUCAUGCAAGCGAUGGACGACUUGGAAAAAAAGUCCCGUCACUUCUCUCAUGUCAAUAAUUAUAAAUUCAACCAAGUAUGGCGUAUGAACGCGGCACAGUGUUUGGAACUAUCGAAACAGCUGCGGCAGGCUGAGGUCGCUUUGCAUGCGCAUAUCCUCGCAGAACCUCCGCCGCCUCCUCCACCACCACCACCUAAAAGUCCUCUAGCGAGAAAUGAGUCGAAUCAAAUCACUCCACAACCAGCAUUAGAUACGAAUAGUGUGGAUCCAAAGAAUACAGUUUCUAAGGAGGCAAAGGAUCGACUGGUACGUCACAUACUCCAAAUGGUCGCUGAUAACACUGGAUUUUUGGUGGAGGAUCGUCUUUUAAAAUUGAUAGAAAAAUAUCAAUUAACCUCUAGAAAUUUGUGUACUUUGGAUUCAAUAUUCAUGGCACUCGAAAUCCAAGCCGAAGAAGACAUUGAAUUAUUAUGUAAAGUAUUUUUGAAUUACGCAUUUUGCCCCAUCUGUGUUGGAUUUGAAACAACUUCUGAAGUAAUGGAGCCUUUAGCGGUGGAUGCCCACGAAGAAGUUUCUCAACACGCAAGUAUGAGUAUCAAAAGCGUACGCGGUGAUAGAUCCUCGAUGAGACAACGUUCAAGCUGCAGAAGUGCUUCCGCCAGCACUUCUCGUUCUAUUGGCUUUAGGACAAACGAGCUAACACCUGAUGAUCAACUUUUGAUAGCUGAAGCGGAUCAAAUUCUACAAAAAUGCGGCGAUCCCAAAAGUAAUAUUCCAAUAAUUGAAGUGUCUUCAGACGCGGGAGGGUCAGCCCGGCGCGGGGGCACGCGCGGCGUCACCGUCGCCUCUCAACCCACACUCGUAUCCGCUAAAAAACAAACUAACCCAUUUUUAUGUCCAUUGGGUCAUUUUUUAGAAAUAGAACCAAUGCAAGUGUUGACUGCUCUCAAUGAAUACAUGUCAAUUUUCGUUCCACCUGAAAAGAAAAAGCUGUAUGAAAUCUUAGACAAUUUAAAACCUCCUGAUUUUUCCACUUCUUCAAGAAAAUUAUCCACAGAUGAAAUAGAACAAUAUUGGGCACAGUGGAAAAAUAUAUUUUCAUCGGAAAAAGAUCGUUUUUGGGAUGGUCUCCUAACAGGACUGAAUAAUUACUUAAAAAUUUUACAGGAACGUGAGCACAUACACGAUGAAGUUUUACGAUUACGUCAAAAGAACGCCGCACUGCGUCGAUUGGUGCGUGGCGCUUUACCCAAGUUGCCGUCAUCACAGCCGCGAUAUAUGCAACGAGCUUUGCCUUCUUUCACUGCAGCAACUGAAGACAUUACACAUUUAUCAACAUUACCACCUAUUUGAUCAUUUCAGCUUUUUCCGGAAUUAUGUUUAUGCUACAAUUAUUUAUUGAAUAUAAUGUGUGUA